AUGGCCUCAGGAGAAGAUUAUUCGAGGGUACUCAACGAUGUUGCUAGAAUGUACCAGUUGGAUCUUUCCAACCCUUCGUUGUCGAUGUUCAAGUCAUCCACAAACAGCCCCGAGGAGUACCAUCAUUCCAUCUUCAGUGGCUACACAGAGUCUGGUCUGUCCAUAGUUGACGGGGGAAUAUCUUCAUCUUCGGCAAAUCUAUCGAACGUUAUUGUAGGACAAGGAAUCAAGAACAAUCACGGGAUUCAACUAGCCUCCAUUUCAAAGAUCCCAAACUACUCUCUGGGAACAAAGGAGGAUGUCAACAACAGCACCCAUCACAUCAGUCAGAAAGGCAAAACGAUAUUACAUGGCCUGGGUGUAUCCAAUGACGCAAGUUCUAGUGGAGUCACAAGUUUAGCCUCGAAUGCCAGUUUGAACCAGCAAUUGCUGAAGUUGUCGGUGGUAGAGAGCAAGGACCAAAUCCCCCAGACCCGUGCCGCAAAUGGGUUGCCUUUUUAUUCCAAGGAUUUUGUCACGUCUACAGUGAAAAUGCUGAAUAAGACCUCUUAUGUGGAUGAUGUUGAAUACCUGCACGGAUGCGUGGUUUUAAACCAGUUCCUGAACAGUAAGAGGAUGCUCAGAGAUUACCAGUGGAAGCUGUACUACAAUGAUCGAAUGGGUGGUAAAGGAAUCGUGUCCAAGCUGAAGGAGACGCCAAACCUGAAGAUCGUGGAGCAGGGAGGUGAAGCAGUGAUACGCGAAAAUGUCCCUAUCGAGAGUCCGGACUUACACAUGAUGAUCAAUCGUAUUCCCGUGGAGAGGAGGAGUGAUGCCAUGCUUUCGUCUCCGGGAAUCAUCAAGAGCAAAAUCGUGACCAAAAGGAGGAAACCAACGCCGAACUCGCUGGGUCACUCGAAUAUCAGAAUUCGAAAGCCGAAGUACUUAUGA
This is a messenger RNA of Kuraishia capsulata CBS 1993, 930 nucleotides long. RefSeq lists its product as uncharacterized. NCBI's taxonomy places the organism in Eukaryota, Fungi, Ascomycota, Pichiomycetes, Pichiales, Pichiaceae. Bases 1 to 930 code for a protein of 309 amino acids. The record is from RefSeq and is a predicted model, not a curated record. The transcript has a single exon.